Molecule: messenger RNA, 1503 nt
Organism: Schistosoma mattheei
Lineage: Eukaryota; Metazoa; Platyhelminthes; Trematoda; Strigeidida; Schistosomatidae
Source: the annotation of a GenBank genome assembly
CGAGAAUGUUUGCCCAAUGACCUUACCCACCUCAAGGUCUUCAGGAGACCAUAGUAUUAUAAUAGUAUUCAAAGGGAUUUCGAUGAUCUUCCCGAUAGAUAACUCCAUCAUGAAAAUCUGAGUUUAUCAAAAUUUGGGAAAAUUGCAGCUUCAUUGCUUAAUUCUCCUGAGUAAAAUGCAAUCUCGAAGUCGUCCUCAAAGCAACCUCAAAAACUUUGGUCUAGAUGACUCGCGAAAUAGGUUUCAAAUAGAACUGGAAUUUGUCCAAUGUCUUGCGAAUCCUAACUAUCUAAAUUUUCUUGCACAGCAAGGUUGGUUUGAAAAGCCAAAUUUCAUAAAGUAUUUGAAGUAUUUACUGUAUUGGAAGGACCCUGCAUACUCAAGAUAUCUCAUUUAUCCGUACUGUCUUCACCUGCUUGACCUUUUGCAACAUGCGGAAUUUCGCUCUGCUCUUGCACGAGGUCAGAUAUGCCGAAUGAUCGAUGAUCAAAUUCUUCUUCACUGGCAGCACUAUAUGCGCAAGCGUGCAGCUCUUAUAGCUAAACACGUUGAAGAAACUAUACAACCCACUUAACUUCACGUCUGAGCUAUGGAAUGUGCUAAGUCGUUCAUAAAUUGAUUUUCAUUUUCAGACUUGUGUUUUUCUUUCUGGAGAUGUCUUUUUGCCAUCAUAUCAGGCGUUUACUAAACACUGAGCUCUCUGUUUGGUCUCAUUAUACUUGGAUUUUUUUUACGAAAUAAGAUUUUGUUGACAAAGUAAACCACUGUUAAGUACCAAGAUCAUGUAAAUUCAUUCCAGUGCAUUAGCUUUAAUCGAUUUCUGUUAAAUUUCUAAUAUUCGAUUUAUUUUGCUCAACUCUUUAUAUUAAGUCACUCUUCUUGAAAUUGAGUAUAUAUUUGGGUAUUAGCCUCCCAGAUGGAACCUGCAGUUUUACUCAUAACACUUCGAACUGAUUGUUGGGAUAAUUUGCGUACACCGUAGGCGCAUUUAGUUCUAGUGUCUGUUGGAGUGCUUAAUAACUGUACUGUUUACUUGUCUCAAUUCCAACAUAGGGCAAUUAUCUAUGCCGAGACCUAAUUGCAUUUCAAACAAAAAAUUGUUUUUAACUUCAGCGAAUAAUUGAUUAUCGUAUGCUGAACUUAUGCUAAUUGUUGUUAGCAGUCUAAUGUAGUACUGUUCUUUUAGCUCCACUGUAAAUAGAUGUUUGAAUACCGACGUCUAAUCACCGCGUAAACCCCUAAUCAGUGUACCUAUAAUUUGUUAGCAUUUUUCAUUAUCCCUGUCCUAUACUCAAUAAGACGUUUCAUUGUCUCUUAUUUCUACCCUUAUAAGCUUAAUUAUUCACUUCUAAAAAUAGUUUUUUUGGGGAAAUCAUAGCGUUGUACAUUAUGGUCAGUCUACGUCGAAGUAGGAGAAAAUGAUAAAUUGAAGCGGAACGACGAUCUAUUUUAAUAUUAAGGUACACAAGCAUUGUUCAUGAAAUCAAGAAAAUGCAAUUGAAA